AUGUCGAAAGAGAUAAAGGAAACGUGGGACGUUUUGGUUCCCGUAGGCUCAGGUAAGCGUGAUCACUGAAGGUAAAUACGGUACUUAUACAUGCUUUGGCUUCUUGAUGAUUAAGCCUCAUGUAAGGGAAUCAAGACAGGGUUCCAAUCACUGUAUUCCAGUAUUUGUCAGGGGACUUGGGUUCUUUUUCAAUCAUUAGUGGGAUUCCGGAUUCCACUAGCAAAAUUUUCUAGGAUUCCGGAAUUCGGAUUCCCUUACAUGGGGCAAAUGAUUGACUAAUACACAAGUUUAGUCAAUUGUUUUUAUUAAUAUAUACACAAGUGGCAAGGAUUUUUUUUUUCUUUUUUUUUGGCGGGGGUGGGGGAAGGAUGGAAGAUCUUGUAAGAAAUUAAUUAUGAGUUAUAGGGUAUGAUAUUUAUUUCGCAAAAAAAUAACAAACAAAUAAGCAAUUGUGUGGUGAAUUUUGAUCUACAAGAGUAGUUUUAAUCUAUUUUUAAAUUUACCAGGUCACUUUGCCCUUCCGUUGUUUUCCUUUUUGUACCUUAGCUAGUUACGUUCUAACGGUAGCCCAUAGUUAUAGGUUCCUGCUUCUAAUCGGUCAUUUUUCUCUAGGAGGGGCGGGGGGAUAGGGCAAUUCUCUCAAAAGCUACAGUGAUAAUACAGAGCCCGGUGUCAAUUAAGAAUGAGUGUUCUAGAACGGGGCGUGAAAAUAAGCGCCUCACUGAAAAAUUAUCAGAUUUUUGUUUAAAAUCCGCACUGGAAUUGCCGCUAAUUAUACAUGCCACAUUUACUGAUGGCCUACACUGGCCUACCAAAUCGCGCGGACUUCUAGUAUUUUCUACAGCACUAAUCACUAAUACUUCCAACAGGGGCCCUCUUUUGACUAGGAAUGGCGGCACAAACCCAUUUAGAAUCUAGCUUGGUAAAAUCCCUCCCUCUAGGAAAUAUUAGAAUGCCUAAAUGGAUGCAGGCCAGCCGUUUAUUGCUUGGGAAAAGUUCCAAACAGUUUGUUCUAUUCAGCCUCUUACCACAAACUAACAAACCAUAAUGCUACCAAAACUCAUUUUAGGUUUAUUCUUGUACGCAGGGGUUUGUAGACAAUGCCGUGGUGACCAUCUAAGAACUGUAGGUUCUACUGACGCGGAUUCCGAAGUACAAGAUCCCGGACUGGCGUCCACGUCUCACCCAGAGCCUCAGAUUCACGAACCUUCAUGUUCUACGGAGUCCGCAGAGGAAAUAGUAGAGCCACCACAGUUACUACCGCCUGCUACAGAAGAAUCAGAACAAUUGUCUGCUACCCCUGUCCUUCACGUAAGAUUCCAAGAAGAUCUCAUUAGUGAGGUAAGUUCUUCUUCGGCAGUGUGUGAAUGAGUUUACUGAUUUCAAAGGGGCGGGACGUUUGCGUCACUUACUUUGUAAUUGUUGUCAUAAUCCACUGAUCUUUAGAACAAAUCAGGAAAGGAGGGAGAGGGGUCGUUGUUGCUUGAUGCAUUGGGCGUAAUGUUGGUUCUCACACUAAUUUGCAUAGACUUUGAAUAAAAUCGGAAUAAUUCGUUAAAAUUGGUUGUUAUACUGAGAGUCACUAUAUGGUUGAGUCAUAAAAUUUUCUCCUUUCAAAGAAUGCCUGUCUUCGAGUAUGCUUUGCGGUCGUGGUUUCGAAUGUUGCUCACUCUUAUUUAUCGAACUUCCUUUGAAGCAUAAAGCGCGAAAUUUAAUAAAAUAUAAUCAUCAAUAACUCGUAACAAUUACUAUUCAAAGCUCAUUCUACUCCUGUUAUUAAUCUUAGAGAGGCUUGAGUAGAUUCAUAUAGCGUUCAUAAACAAAGCCACAACCGGCGCAAAGCAUACCGGCCAAUAGGAAUUCUUUAAUGUAAAACUUGUGCAUGCUGACUAUACGGUAAUGAUGCCAAACUGAUGGAAUAAUUAGAUAUUUCCUAGAUACAGCUUUUUUCUCUUCCAGCAUAGCGAUCGCGACUCAGACCCCAGCGAUCGCCAUUCAGACGCUUUGUCGCGGACGUCUUCUGGAUCCCAGGAGUCUCUUGGCGCAGCAGAGAAAUCGGCAGAAUGGCAGCCCACCCCUCAAAUACAGCACCGCCUUUAUUACCUUAAUAAUUUCCUCAGAAUGGCUACUGAAGGCAGGGUCAGCCCGGUGAGGUCACAGUGCCAAUGUGACGUUCUUACUAUGUCAUCCAGAACCCAGCGCUACUACCGGAAAAAAGCUGAGCAGGCUAUCGAAGGCGUGCUUGAAUCCAUUGCCCCUGGCAACGCCUCCUGGCUCUACCACCAAGUCAUGCAUCGGCGGAUUCGUUUAAAAGCGGCCGAGGGUAUAGUCGAAGACACGCUGGUUGCCAGACUGGUGAUUCUGUAUGAGGAAGCCGCCAAUUGGUACACGAGACAACAGAUCCUGUCGCUUUUCGUGAACGACUACUCGAAGAGCGAGCUAUUGGCUUUGAUUCCGGGUCUCUCAAAAUGGAGAAUCGACGAGGCAAGGAAGCACGCUUUCCAAACUAAGUCCGGGCAACCCAUUGACCCACCAAGGAUCACCAGAUGCCGUUUGGAUGCUGUGAAAGUUGACCACUUUCUUGACUUCUUGUCCAGUCCAUCAGUUCUUCAAGAUGUGGCAUAUGGCACCAGAACUCUUAAACUGGAGAGUGGAGAGAGCUUAGAGAUCCCGAACAUGGUGCGCACACUUAUAUCCUCCCACCUAGUGCGCAUGUACCUAAACUUUUGUGUAGAGUCCAAUUUUGAGCCUCUCGGACGCUCCACGCUCUUCAAUAUAAUCAAGGUACGGAUUAUAAAACGUUCGUAAAGGACGAAUUUUGAUCAGGGUUAAUUGUAGUUGUAGUAGUGGUGUAGUAGUAGUAAUGGUUUGCAUUUAGAAAUUAGUUUGAAACCAAAGCAUUUUGUUUCUCUUCAGGUUUGUGGGGCUUCACUAAAGAAAUCGUUAGCCGGUCUUGAUAGCACUCAGACAGAUGGGGUACAGGCGCUCGCCACUCUUGAAGACAUCACUCAUCAACUCAAACAAGCCGGUGAGAUACAAGCACCUUCCAUUAUUACUGUAGGUGCACGAGUCGUCACAACUUUUAAUAAGCUGACGGAGUAUCAAUAUUUAUUAUUGUGUGUAUUUUUUCUAUCACAGGACUGGAUAGCACAAUGGCCGAUAACAUUCUAGUGCGACUCAAAGCAGGUCGGCAGUAUCUGAAGACGGAUUUCAAGAUCCACACAGCCAGCGAAUCCCCGUGCGCAGAUCACUGCAGAGUGUUCGCCCUCAGUAGGACAGAGAAAGAGUACAACGGUCAGUGCCAACAUCAGCAUACCAUAACCUGUGACCGGUGCGAAGACCUAAAGAAUGUUGUCUCAGAUCUGCAACUAGCGUUGGAUUCAGGUGAAGUACAUCUAAGGUAAGAACAUCUUUGUGACAGAAAAGCAGAGUUUAGCAUUUAUUAUCAACUAACAACCUAAUCCCCAGGGCGCUUUAUAUGAGUUUCAGUUAGAAAUGUUAAAUUGCUUUGUGUGGUUCUAAACCUAAAGAACAUAUAUGUUUUAAAUGAAACGCAGUUUACGAAAAAAGUGAGAGAGUCAUCAUUAUUUUUUGAUAAAACGGCUCCAAAGAAAAUUUCUGACGCUAUCGCGCCGUGAUGUUGACAAGCUCUACUCUUUCCCUUUUUAGUCCUGAUAAGCGAGAGGAGUUACAGCAUGAUUUGAGCUGCGCUGCGCCGAGCAUAGAAGAUUGGAAGUCGCACGUUCUCCGUUCAGUUCACCAGGAUGCGGCCAAGAGCGAAAUUGUUGAUAGCCUGAAACCAUCACAGAUUCUGCUAAUAAUAGACUGGGCGAUGAAGUUUAUUCCCACCAGCUUUCGCGAAACGCAGCGCGACUGGUUUGGAAAGAAGGGGAAGUCCUGGCAUCUCUCAGUGGCCAUCACUAAAGCAGAAGAUGGAACAAUUGAGGGAGAAAUCAUGUGCCUACUCUUCUGUCUUUAUCACUCACUGACCACUAUAAACUAGUUUCUCGUGAGCGCGGUCUUUGUUGCGCUAAACGAUUGCAAAAUUGGAUAACUGAUAAGAAUGCCAGGCCGAGAAAGGACGGGAAAGCUUAAAUUCCUAAUAGUAAAUUUCAACAUUUCAUUGCUUUCGACACUUAUAUAAAGAUAAAACGUUGGCGACGCACGUAAGCGCGCGCAAAAGCGCAUGGGACGGAGUACAUUUUUAAUCCAAAUAAAAGGCCAUAAACAUUCUCGAAAAAAGCAGACCUUCCCGGGUGUUAUGUCUGUUUCAAGUCAAAAUGCGCAGGUUAAUAUUCCAUUAGCCCUUGACUGUGACCAGGUCCCUUGGCGCACUAUUCAUGGUAAAAAAUGCUUUACUAUUAUGAUUUUCAGACACGUACAUAUAUCCACUUAUUUGAUGAAUGCAAUCAAAACUGGUUCAGCGUUGCCUCCAUCAUCGAAGAUUCACUAACCACCAUGAAGCGACAGAAACCUAGACUGAAUGAAGCUUUCCUAAGAUCUGACAACGCAGGCUGUUAUCACUGCGCAUUUCUUCUUCUCAGUCUUCCAAGCCUUGGACAGCGGGUUGGUGUCCUCAUAGCUCGUUUUGACUUCAGUGAGGCCCAAGCUGGGAAAGACAUAUGUGACCGCCGAGCCGCCGCCUUGAAGAGCCACAUUAGGCGCUACAUUAAUGAAGGCAAUGACGUCAAGACAGCAAGUGACAUGAAAGCUGCUAUUGACUCGCAUGGGGGCGUCAAAGGCUGCUACUCAGUGGUGUGCAAGGUUGACGAAAGGUCCCAAAACAUGACCAAGCACUCGCUGAGUGGCAUACAGUCUUUGAACAACUUCGUGUUCACUGAAAGUGGAGAGAUGAUCGCUUGGCGGGCGUACAAUGUCGGACCCGGAAAGGUCUUUUCCGCGGCGUCGCUAGCGCAUCCGCCUCAGUUUCCCAUAGCCAGUCGGAAGACCCGCUGCCAACAGCUGACAUGGGCUGGGCAUUAA
Porites lobata is the source of this 4983-nucleotide messenger RNA. The record is from the annotation of a GenBank genome assembly. NCBI's taxonomy places the organism in Eukaryota, Metazoa, Cnidaria, Anthozoa, Scleractinia, Poritidae.